AUGUCUGCAAGUCCAGAUUUGGGGUUGGAGGUAUGGUCCUGGAGGGAAACUUUUACCCCCCUUCUCUGGACCAUCUCUUUCAUAUUCUUCGGAUUGCUGGCACUUUCAUUCCCACGUCGUUUCCACACCUCCAGCUCAUUGACCUUGAUAACCCUUUCUGUGGUGCUAGCUAUAGCCACCUCGGAAGAUCUCUUCCCUGACGAAUUCGUGACAGUCAUCUAUUGGCGGUUCUGCAUCAUAUACAUUGCCCAUAUUUUCUUUCUUCUCUGCUCUAGAAAAUCCCAGAGCAAUGUUCGUGGCGUGUCUGAUGGACAGCCCUGGCUUCGUGGCUACAAGCUACUGUUCAACCCACGGGGAAUCCGCACGACUUGGGAGAGCCCAGACACUCUUGCCACUUCCACGUCCCAUCAGAGCCCAGAUGGGCGGAAGACCGGAAGACGGCUGGCAAUGGUCAAACGGCUAGCGGUUCUCUGCUUCGAGAUCUUGGUCAUGUCUUUCUACCAUGAGUUCUUCAAUACCACUGUUGCACUAUACAUCCGGCCGAUGGCAGCAGACUUCACUCCCGAGAAAGUCAGCAUCAUCCGUAGAAGCCUCCUCGCGCUCUUCAGGAAGAACACGGACCUCACCCUUGCUGCCAUUGCCCGGGAAUGGAUGAUUCGCUUAUGGCACAUGGUUGACGAUCACAUAUCCGAGGUCUUGUGGCUCACGGCCUACCAUGACGGCUUCGCCAUCUUCUUCUCGGGCAUUCUUGGUCUGGACUCGCUUGACGAAUGGCCCCCAAUCUUCGGUUCCGUCUCGCACGCAGCGACGAUGCGAGGUUUCUGGGCUCAUUUCUGGCACCGGUUGAUCUAUAAAUCCUUUUCCUACCACGCUGGGCUCCUAUGCACUCGUGUUCUGCGUCUGCGAGAUCGUACUGUGGUACGCUACGCGCGCAACCUCGCUGUCUUCGUUCUGUCUGGCCUGAUGCACGCGUUCGUUGAUUGGAGGAGGGGCGCAAAAUGCGCCUUGUCAGCCAACAUGUGGUACUGGUCAAUUCAGCCUCUGGCGUUUGUGCUUGAGGACGUCAUGCAGUACGCGUGGAUGAGAUUCUUGAGACCCAAGCCAGCGACGAAAACUGGUCGGAUUCUUUUGAUGGGCUUCGAGAGGACCGUCGGCUAUGCGUGGGUCCUCAUCUGGCUAAGCUGGUCAUACCCUAAACGGCGAUUCCAGGUUAUAGCAAAUUGUACAAUAUGA
Diaporthe amygdali is the source of this 1233-nucleotide messenger RNA. RefSeq lists its product as uncharacterized. The coding region runs from base 1 to 1233 and encodes 410 amino acids. The record is from RefSeq and is a predicted model, not a curated record. The transcript has a single exon. Lineage: Eukaryota; Fungi; Ascomycota; Sordariomycetes; Diaporthales; Diaporthaceae.